CACCACGUCUUCUUAAUUAACAAUGUCUAGCAGAAGAUCACGUUCGAGACAAUCCGGUGCUUCCUCUGAGAUCACUGAGGCUCAAAUCACCGAUCUCAUCUCCAAGUUACAACAACUUAUCCCUGAGCUUCGUGCAAGGCGUUCCGACAAGGUUUCAGCUGCUAAGGUAUUGCAGGAGACUUGCAACUACAUAAAAAACUUGCACAGAGAGGUUGAUGAUCUAAGUGAACGAUUAUCAGAGCUUUUGGCCACAACAGACUCCAACAGUGCUCAAGCAGCCAUUAUUAGGAGCUUACUUAUGUAAUAAUAAUCUAAUUAUAGCUAGUGCAUUUAUAAUGUCGUGUGCAUGUCCAUUUCUCACUUUAUUAUUAUCCUCUCUUGUGGGUAGGGUUUGGUUUGUAGACCAACGCAAAGGGCUACCAUAUGGGCUCUAUGUUAGUCCUUAAUUAGUUUUAUGUAACACUUUGUAGUGAUUAUCAUCAGCUUCUCUAUAGCUGUAAA
Gastrolobium bilobum is the source of this 501-nucleotide messenger RNA. RefSeq names its product transcription factor PRE6. Gene Ontology annotation, biological process: regulation of growth; regulation of DNA-templated transcription. NCBI's taxonomy places the organism in Eukaryota, Viridiplantae, Streptophyta, Magnoliopsida, Fabales, Fabaceae. Gene Ontology annotation, molecular function: protein dimerization activity. The coding region runs from base 23 to 304 and encodes 93 amino acids. The transcript is spliced from 2 exons. The record is from RefSeq and is a predicted model, not a curated record.